Molecule: messenger RNA, 2062 nt
Organism: Myotis brandtii (Brandt's bat)
Lineage: Eukaryota; Metazoa; Chordata; Mammalia; Chiroptera; Vespertilionidae
Gene: CXCR5
Product: chemokine (C-X-C motif) receptor 5
Exons: 2
Coding region: 56-754 (232 amino acids)
Biological process (GO): immune response; G protein-coupled receptor signaling pathway; B cell activation
Cellular component (GO): membrane
Molecular function (GO): C-X-C chemokine receptor activity
Source: RefSeq, a predicted model, not a curated record
GGUUGAUGCUCAACCACUGAGCCACAGCAGCCGGGCCAAUCGGCCUCUUUUACAGAUGAAAACUGAAGUGGGAAAAGGCGCUCAGAGCGAUGUGGUCAAGGACACCGAGGGAAGUUGGGGUGUGGUCAGUGGGACACCAGGGAGUGCAGGCAAGAGCAGUCAGUCGGGGAUCAGGACAAUCUGUGGGGAGUCGGGGCCCCUCUCCAGGGAGCAAGGCGGGUCCUCAGUUCUCUGCCUUCCUGUCUCCUCACUCCUGCGACCCAAGGAACUAGGAAACUACAGCGACAGCACGGAGACCGCCCCCGUGGAAAACCACAUCUGCUCGGCGGCCGAGGGGCCCCUCCUGACCUCCUUCAAGGCCGUGUUCAUGCCCGUGGCCUACGGCCUGGUCUUCCUCCUGGGGCUGACGGGCAACAUCCUGGUGCUGGCGGUCCUGGAGCGGCACCGGCACACGCGCAGCUCCACCGAGACCUUCCUGUUCCACCUGGCGGCGGCCGACCUGCUGCUGGUGCUCAUCCUGCCCUUGGGCUACCUGUCCGUGGCCAUCACCGUGGGCGAGUUCCUGGGCCUGGCCCACUGCUGCCUCAACCCCGUGCUCUACACGUUCGCAGGGGUCAAGUUCCGCAGCGACCUGUCGCGGGUGCUGGCCAAGCUGGGCUGCACGGGGCCCGCCGCCCUCUGCCAGUUCCUCCCCGCCUGGCGCAAGAGCAGCCUCUCGGAGUCGGAGAACGCCACCUCCCUCACCACCUUCUAGGUCCCAGCCCCCCUUUCUGCUUUGACUUUCUUGAGGGGCACCCUGACUCUGGGAAUUUCGCGGGAAUGGGAUCCCAAGAGCUCGCCUGGCCAGAGAGGCGGCCGACGCUGCCUCCGGGACAUCCCUGCCGGCUCUCCUCCCCGGGGCUGGGCUGCGUCCAGGGAGGGAAAGCAGCUCCACGGCCCAAAAGGCACUGUGCCCAGCUGAGUCACCUGGGCUGAGAGGGCCCCGCCCGCCUUCCUCAUCUGAACCACCCAAAACUCGAGAAACAGGUUUGCUUCUGUCUUCACCAAAGUGGGAAGCCAUCAACCCCCAGAAUGCACCACGUCUCACAGGCCGCCUCCCGCCCGCCCCGAAGGCAACACUGAGCUGUGGGUUGGAGGUGGAGGCUGAGGAAAGGCAGGUGUGGCCUCAGCCUGGUUCAGCCUCGGACACACGGACCCCUCCCGCCCGCAGGAAGCUCAGACCGAUUCAACCCCGGCAGCUGUCCCCGGCUCUGACCACACUGUCCCUGGGCCAGCUCCGUGUCCCCGGGCCCCGGGAGGGCAGGCGCAUGCACCUCGGAGCAGCCAGUGUCCCAGGGAACUCAGGCCAAGCCAGCGGAAAGGGGGGGGGGGGGGGGGGGGGGGAUCUCCUGCCCCCACCCCAAGGAGGGACUUUCUACACCAAAGCCGCCACCUCCUCUGCCCGGGGCGGUGGGUCUGGGCACUGAUGCAGGAGGCAGGCGGGUGGCUCCCUGCCCCUCCGGGGAAGUGACUCAGCCAGGAGGGUCCCCACCACAGCGAGGAAGGUCAGGACAAUAUGCAGACCUGAGGGGAAAGCCAGAGAGAAGCCUCUGGGAGCCAACUCCCCAGCCCCCGGGAGGCCAGGCCGGGCACAGGCCCCAGGCAGCGGCCCUGCCCUGGAGGCUGCUCCUCAGAGAGAACCGGGGAAGUUGCUCUCGCACUGCUUGCUCGCCCACCGGCCCACCUGCCUCCCCCCUGCCCCCAGCCUUCGGUCCGACUGCAGUGGGAGAGCCAGGCCCCUGCUCCUGCCAGGGCACAUCUGAGCUGCCCACUCCCACGCAGGCCAAUCGGCCACAUUCCCGAGGAGGCCCCACGAGGGGAGUCAGCUUUUGUCUCCCAGCAUCCAACAGCAAGCUGGUCGGCGGAGCCAGACAUGGAAGCAAAGAGGCAAGAGAUCAGAUUUUACAUUUUCUUUUUAAUAAAAAGGCACCUAUAAAACAGGUCAAUACAGUACAGGCAGCACAGAGACCCCCGGAACAAGCCUAAAAAUUGUUUCAAAAUAAAAACCCAAAGGAUGUCUUCA